AGUGUGUUACAUUCAGAAACAAAUUUUGAUUUUGUUUUUUAUUUGUCCUCUGCAGACGCCAAAAUACAAAGCCUAAGCGGAGGACAGAAGUGGCAUUGGUCAGCCGCCGUGGCCGCUCAAUAUCAUUAUUAUUGCGGUUGUCCAUUGCUAUUUUCAUGGCUUAUCUCUCUAUCUUCCUCUUCAACUUUUUCGUGGCUUUUCUCUUAUCAACUUCUCUUUCUGCUGCACAUAUUGGAAAUGAAGAUUUUGGUGAUAAAAGGAAUCAUUUGUACCAAGAAAUCUUGAGAGAUGAAGCUGUUGCAAGGCUCAAUGAGCUUGCGAAGGUGAGUGAUGCUGAUGGCUAUCUUGAGAGAACGUUCAUGAGUGCAGCCGCUAUUAAGGCAUCCAAUCUUAUUCGCAGUUGGAUGGAAGAUGCUGGUUUGACAACGUGGGUAGACCAUAUGGGUAAUGUACAUGGUCGAAUUGCAGGACGGAAUGCAAGUGCGGAGGUUCUAUUGAUCGGUUCUCAUAUGGAUACUGUUGUUGAUGCUGGGAAGUUUGAUGGGUCAUUAGGCAUAAUUGCGGCGGUAUCUGCUUUAAAGGCCUUGAAAAGCAAUGGAAUGCUUGGCAAACUAAAACGGCCAGUUGAGGUCAUUGCAUUUAGUGAUGAAGAGGGAGUGAGGUUUCAAUCGACUUUCUUAGGCAGUGCUGCUAUAGCUGGUAUUCUACCAGUUUCAGCAUUACAAGUAUCCGAUAAGAGUGGUGUAACAGUGCAAGAAAGUCUACAGGCAAAUUCCAUAGGAAUUACCGAGGAAAAUCUGUUGCAACUGAAGUAUGAUCCACAGUCCGUUUGGGGUUACAUUGAGGUUCAUAUUGAGCAAGGACCCGUGCUGGAAUGGGUUGGUUAUCCCCUUGGUGUGGUUAAAGGCAUAGCAGGACAGACACGGCUAAAGGUGACAGUCAAAGGCUCACAAGGGCAUGCUGGCACAGUUCCGAUGUCUUUACGGCAAGACCCAAUGGCUGCUGCUGCUGAAUUAAUUGUAUUAUUAGAAAGUCUAUGUAAACAUCCUAAAGAUUAUCUAUCUUACGAUAGUCACUGCAAUGAUUCUGCAAUGGAAUCACUUUCGAGUUCCCUUGUCUGCACCGUUGGUGAGAUAUCUACCUGGCCAAGUGCUAGUAAUGUCAUUCCAGGCCAGGUAACUUUCACUGUGGAUAUUCGCGCAAUGGAUGAUAUGGGACGUGAAGCUGUCCUUUACGAAUUAUCUAACCGCGUCUACGGAAUAUGUGAUAGGCGUUCUGUUUCUUGCAACAUUGAACAUAAGCACAAUGCCAAUGCGGUCAAUUGUAAUACAGAAUUAGGUUCACAGCUGAAGUUAGCAGCAAAUGCUGCUCUUAAGAUAAUGACUGGUGAGAUUCAAGACGAUGUUCCCACACUGAUGAGCGGUGCUGGACAUGAUGCAAUGGCCAUGUCGCAUUUGACAAAGGUCGGCAUGCUGUUUGUCCGCUGCCGCGGAGGCAUUAGUCACUCUCCUGCAGAACAUGUGUUGGACGAUGAUGUGUGGGCUGCUGGCCUGGCAAUCAUGACAUUUCUUGAGUCUCACAUGUAAAUAGAAAUAUUCAGUGACAUUCUUGUACAGAAAAUUAGUGUCUGAUUUUUAAUAAAAUGUGUACAUCUCCAUCAUUAGUUCAAUAGCUUAGUUCAUCUGCAGCACAUGGUGCACUAGGUAAGUGAUGUUGAACUUCAUUGAUGAUUCUUGGCAGUCAAUAAGCUAUAAUGUAUUGUAAAUAAGUUGUAUCUCUAUGUUGAUGAAUAAAUAUGUAAUCCAAAUUAGAGCAAUGAAAAUCAAGUGUUGGUCUC
This is a messenger RNA of Mercurialis annua (annual mercury), 1837 nucleotides long. RefSeq names its product allantoate deiminase 2. The record is from RefSeq and is a predicted model, not a curated record. Gene Ontology annotation, molecular function: hydrolase activity, acting on carbon-nitrogen (but not peptide) bonds, in linear amidines. The transcript has 12 exons. The coding region runs from base 156 to 1586 and encodes 476 amino acids. Lineage: Eukaryota; Viridiplantae; Streptophyta; Magnoliopsida; Malpighiales; Euphorbiaceae.